Coffea arabica (coffee) is the source of this 3126-nucleotide messenger RNA. RefSeq lists its product as uncharacterized. Gene Ontology annotation, molecular function: aspartic-type endopeptidase activity. The record is from RefSeq and is a predicted model, not a curated record. Gene Ontology annotation, biological process: proteolysis. Lineage: Eukaryota; Viridiplantae; Streptophyta; Magnoliopsida; Gentianales; Rubiaceae.
AUGGCGGAAGGCACGAGAUACCGAUCCUUGGAGGAUCAGCUGAAGAAACAGGAGAGUAAGCUCCAGGAAUUGGCCGAAUCCAUGGUUGCUCUGCACACGUCGGCGCAGAAUGAGCUACAACAGAGACUCAAUGAGGAAAUGGAGAAGAGCAACUCGAGACUGGAGUCGGUGGUGGGAAAUCUGGACCAGAAGUUCUGCAAGUUGGAGCAAAAGUUCAACGCGUUAAUGAAAGUGAUGAUGAAGGACAAGGGAGGCCAGGAGAAUGAAGGAGGACCUUCCGAACCUCUUCUACCUACACCACCCUCGCAUGUCCGACUGGCGACUCAGGCUGAAAUGGCCGGCCAACAGCAGGAGUCCAGAGGUAGGAUGUUCACCCCCAAUUUACCUAGAUUAGAUUUGCCGAUGUUUAUGGCAGGGAAUCCAAGGGAAUGGCUUAGGAAAUGUCAUAAAUAUUUUUUGAACUAUCACAUACCUGCUUGCCAGAAAGUGGAUUUAGUGGAGAUGUUCUUAGAAGGCAAAGCCGAUAAUUGGUUCCAAGGGGUGAAAUUAGCUAUACCUGGGCUAAAUUGGGAAGAGUUUAGCGAGUUGCUAUGUGAGCGUUUCUCUGGCAAGGGAUCGCUCGACAUCGUAGAAGAAUUUAACAAGCUGCAACAAGUGGGGACAGUGGAGGAGUAUGAGGAAAAAUUUGAAGAAUUAAAAACUUUGAUGUUAACCAAGAACCCCAGAUUAGAUGAGUCCUAUUUUGUUUCCAGCUUUAUCAGUGGGUUAAAAGAGGAGAUCAAGCCCAUGGUAAAGAUGUUUCGACCACAGACAUUGACCAAAGCAUUUGAAGUAGCAGAGUUGCAGGAGUAUGCACUGGAGGUGCAAUGUAAGCAGACUAAAAAUUCUGGCAAGAUUGCCAUGGAGCCUAAGUUUGGGAUGUACAAGGGGCAACCUGGUGGACAGAAUCUACCUAAUUCUUACAGGCUUCCUGCGAUAACUCCUAACUCUAGAAGGACCGAAGUUGCACACAAGGAGGUAGGAAGACUUUCAGCAGAAGAGCUGCAGUACAGGCGCAAAAACAACCUAUGCUACAGGUGUGGAGAGAAGUUUGGGUUGGGACACCAGUGCAGGACAAGAGGUUUGAACUGCGUUAGUGUGGAAGAGGAAGAGGAAGAAGAGAAUGAUUUUGAGGAUGCAGUGGGGGAACAGGAUGAGUUUACUGGCAGAGUUGGAGAGACGGCUGAAGUAUCACUGAAUGCCUUGUCUGGUGCCAUUCAGAGGAAGUCCAUCAUGCUAAUUGGCAGUAUAGGUGGCUUACCAAUUAAAAUACUAGUGGACACCGGGAGUUCUGACAGUUUCAUCAACCAUAGAAUUGUUACCUUACUGCAUUUACCUUAUCAAUCUGUGAAUCCUUUUAUUGUGACUUUAGCCAAUGGGACAGACAUCACCAGUGGGACAGCCUGUCCUAAGGUAGCCUGGAGGAUACAAGACUACAAAUUUCAGUUUGACAUGAAGAUAAUGGAACUAGGAGGUUGGGAUAUCAUCCUGGGGGUUGACUGGAUGUGUCAGUUCAGUCCAAUCACCUUUGACUUCCACACUCUCAGCAUAGCACUCAGUGAUCGAGGGCAAUUACUCCACCUCCAAGGGUUCAUAAAUCAACCUACGAUGGAGCUUGUGAGGGGAAGGGACCUCAGAUCCUUCAUCCAAGAACGAAAGAAGAGUUGUGCACACCUGCAGACGAACUCCACCAAAGACCUUCAGAAGGACAUCCCAGAGUUGGUGGAACAGGUCUUACAGCAGUUUCCACAGAUCUUUGCUACUCCAACGGGACUACCUCCAGAAAGGGAGCUGGAUCACCAAAUCCCUCUCAAACCAGGGGCAGAACCAUUUAAACUCAAGCCUUACAGGUAUCCCCACUCCCAUAAAGCAGAAAUUGAGAAGCAGGUUGCAGAAAUGCUUACGAAUGGAAUUGUUAAACACAGUACUAGUCCUUUUGCUUCCCCUGUCUUGUUAGUUAAAAAAAAAGAUGGCACUUGGAGAUUAUGUAUAGACUACAGGAAGCUCAAUGAGGUGACUGUCAAGGAUAGAUUUCCCAUCCCCAAUAUUGAUGAAUUGCUAGAUGAGUUACAUGGCACCAAAUUUAUGUCUAAGUUAGACCUCAGGGCUGGGUACCAUCAGUUGAGGGUCAAGGUAGCAGACAUUCCCAAGACUGCUUUCCAAACACACCAUGGGCACUUUGAAUUUCUAGUAAUGCCUUUUGGCCUAACAAACGCACCAGCUACAUUUCAGGCUUUGAUGAAUAGGAUUUUCCAGCCAUUCCUGAGAAAAUUUGUAUUGGUAUUUUUUGAUGACAUCUUGGUCUACAGUCCCACUCUAGAGUCACAUGCGCAGCACCUAAAAAUUGUACUCCAAAUCUUAGCGGAUAACCAGUUAUACUGUAAAAAGUCAAAAUGCUCUUUUGCUCAGACAUCCAUGGAGUAUUUGGGGCAUGUGAUUUCUGAGGUUGGUGUCAACAUGGACCCAGAUAAGGUGGGAUGUAUCCUGUCUUGGCCCACUCCUAACUCAGUUAAGGAAUUAAGGGGAUUCUUGGGGCUGACUGGAUAUUACAGAAGAUUUAUAAAGGGGUAUGGUGUGAUUUGCAAGCCUUUAACUCAGCUACUGAAGAAGGAGAGUUUUGGGUGGAACCAUCAUGCUCAGAUGGCUUUUGAAGACCUCAAAAGAGCUAUGACCACAGCUCCAGUACUCAGUAUGCCAGAUUUUGAAAUUCCUUUUGUCAUAGAGACUGAUGCUUGUGGGGUAGGGAUUGGAGCAGUGCUAAUGCAACAUGGACACCCUAUAGCUUUCCUCAGCAAAGCUCUAUCCAGCCAGAACUUGGGGUUAUCUGUUUAUGAGAAGGAGCUAUUUGCUCUGGUGCUAGCCGUGACCAAAUGGAAACACUACUUGGUGGGCCAUCAUUUUGUCAUCAAAACUGACCACCAAGCUCUCAAACACUUGCUGGAGCAGAAGCUCACGCACCCCCUGCAACAUAAAUGGCUCACCAAAUUACUUGGCCUGGACUACGAAAUCCAGUACAAAAAAGGAGCUGAAAUGGGGUGGCAGAUGCGCUAUCCAGGAGGAAGUUUGAACACCCUCAGGGGGACGUAG